This is a messenger RNA of Teleopsis dalmanni, 398 nucleotides long. RefSeq names its product U6 snRNA-associated Sm-like protein LSm2. The transcript has 3 exons. The coding region runs from base 68 to 355 and encodes 95 amino acids. Gene Ontology annotation, molecular function: RNA binding. NCBI's taxonomy places the organism in Eukaryota, Metazoa, Arthropoda, Insecta, Diptera, Diopsidae. The record is from RefSeq and is a predicted model, not a curated record. Gene Ontology annotation, cellular component: U4/U6 x U5 tri-snRNP complex; Lsm1-7-Pat1 complex; U6 snRNP. Gene Ontology annotation, biological process: mRNA splicing, via spliceosome.
UAUACUUUUUUGACAACUGAGUAGAUUGAAAGCGGCAUUGUGUCGAGUAACAAAUUUAAAGCAGAAAAUGUUGUUUUAUUCUUUCUUUAAGUCUCUUGUUGGCAAAGACGUAAUUGUGGAGUUAAAAAAUGACUUAAGCAUAUGUGGCACAUUACAUUCUGUUGAUCAAUAUCUAAAUAUUAAACUAACAGAUAUACAGGUAACAGAUCAGGAUAAAUAUCCACACAUGUUGUCAGUGAAGAACUGUUUUAUUCGUGGCUCUGUGGUGCGCUACGUUCAACUGCCUGGAGAGGAAGUGGACACACAAUUGUUGCAAGACGCCGCUCGAAAAGAAGCUGUCGUUAAUACACGUUAAAAUAUAAUUUUAAUUUAAAUCAUUUAUAAUAAAUUUUUAUUAA